AUGGUUGUUGCUCGUGGUCAAAAAGAAGGCACCCUUUACAUGACUACGAACAAUAGGAAUGCAAUAGCAGUUGCUGGUGAGAAGGAAGACUCAAAUCUGUGGCACCAAAGGCUUGAGCAUAUGAGCCAAAAAGAGAUGACGGUAAUGGCAUCUAAGGGAAAACUGUCAAAUUUGAAAUCGGUGGACAUUGACUUUUGUAAGGAUUGCAUCUUCGGCAGUUCUUCAAAGGAUGACAGGAAACUGAAGUCAGAAAAAUUGGAGUUGGUUCAUACAGAUGUGUGGGGGGACCUGCACUAG
This is a messenger RNA of Camellia sinensis, 297 nucleotides long. The record is from RefSeq and is a predicted model, not a curated record. NCBI's taxonomy places the organism in Eukaryota, Viridiplantae, Streptophyta, Magnoliopsida, Ericales, Theaceae.